Bursaphelenchus xylophilus (pine wood nematode) is the source of this 462-nucleotide messenger RNA. The record is from the annotation of a GenBank genome assembly. Lineage: Eukaryota; Metazoa; Nematoda; Chromadorea; Rhabditida; Aphelenchoididae.
AUGCCUUUCCAUAUUAUUGAAGGGUUUGAAGCUUUGAAGAAGCACGUGGAGGCGAGUAAAGCCGAAAAAUUGGUGAUCUACUUCCGUGGAACCAAGGUUAAUGGAUCCAAUUGGUGCCCUGAUUGUAGAAUAUGUAAGAUAAUCGCGAAUUUAAUUGACUUAUUGAUUUAGCUGAUGAUAAUGUUGAAAAUACUUUGAAAGAAUUGGGAUCGACCAUUGAUACUGUGGUUUGUGAUGUUGGACAUCGUGACUUGUAAGUGACGAAUUAAGAUAACACAAAUUUAUAGCUGGAAAGACAACUCCAAUCCUUUCAAAAGUCAGCUUAAGAUCACUGGAAUCCCCACCUUAUACAAUUGGAAGACGGUAAACGCAAUAUUGGAUAUAUCAAUUUUUUAGGGUGAAAAGGUAACUGAUGAAAAGGAAUUGGCCAAGAAAGAGGUUGUUCUGAAUUUCUGCAAAUAA